Molecule: messenger RNA, 312 nt
Organism: Dibothriocephalus latus
Lineage: Eukaryota; Metazoa; Platyhelminthes; Cestoda; Diphyllobothriidea; Diphyllobothriidae
Source: the annotation of a GenBank genome assembly
AUGGUUAGCAAAGUGGCUUGGCUAGAGGAAGCGGGCCAGACUCAGCCAAAGUUGGUGUCUUGCAGCUGGGACCAGACUAUCCGUGUGUGGGAUGUGACUGCCAGUGCCAGUGACACCACCGGCAAGUGUGGCGAAAGCAGAUGCAUUUCGGCGGGCAGCCCCCUACACGAUCUCUCAGUAGCCCCACAGGGCGUACUCGUGGGCGCCUCUGACAACAAGGUCCGCAUCUACGAUUUGCGUGCAAAAGGUAAACAUUUUCCCUCUUCCUACCAUUGUGUAUGUAUUCUUCAAGGAGGCUAUCUUUUACCUUAG